AGUGAGGUUAUGUGGCAUUUGUUUUGAUGCAAAUUUUGUGGUGACUUGACAAAUUUUUCUCGUGGUGUUUUUUCCUUUUGAUUUUCUUGAGGUUUUCUCUGUAAAUAAAUUUUUAAAAAAUGGAAGCAUUGGAGCUGUAUGAAUUGUCACAGCAGGAUUUUCAUGAAUUGGAAAUAUUGUUGGGUGAGAAGCCGGAAUAUGCUAAGAAAAAAGACAGCAAUGAGAGAUCUCUGCUUCACUGGGCUUCAUUGGCUGGUCGAGAUCAACUAGUGAAGCUCCUUCUGACCAUGAAUCCAGGUCUUCUCAGCGAAAGGGAUGACACAAAUGCCAGUCCUUUAAUUCUGGCCGCUCUCGGCGGGAGAUUGGACGUGAUGAAGAUUCUCGUGGACAAUGGAGCGGAUAUUUCUGAUAAGAACUGGAAUGGACAUUCUUCCCUGCAGUAUGCCUGUUCGAAGGGCUUCAAAGACAUCGUGGAGUAUUUGCUGGACAAAGGGGCUGACGUCAAUGUUCGUGACGAUCGCAAUGAUACUUGUCUCCAUCGGCUGGCUUCCACUGGACGCAAGGACAUCAUGGAGAUGCUCAUUAAGGGCCCUCAGCGAAUAGAUAUCGAUGGUCAGAAUGCUGAAGGUGAUACACCUCUUCACCUAGCCUGUCAGGAAAAAAAUCUGGACUGUGUGGCUCUUCUGGUUGAAUCCGGAGCCUCUGUUCACAUUCUCAACAAAGCCAAGAAGUCUCCCCUGGACUACUGCAGCCUCCAACUCCGUCGAGAAAUCCUUGAUAAACUGAAUCUGGCAGAAACACCUGCAUCAUCUUAACUGGGAUUUUAUGUACUUUCUUCUUUUUUAAUAAUUAUCAUCAAAUAAAUAAAAUGUUAAGGAAUAA
This is a messenger RNA of Phlebotomus papatasi, 882 nucleotides long. RefSeq names its product 26S proteasome non-ATPase regulatory subunit 10-like. Gene Ontology annotation, molecular function: protein binding. The record is from RefSeq and is a predicted model, not a curated record. The transcript is spliced from 2 exons. Lineage: Eukaryota; Metazoa; Arthropoda; Insecta; Diptera; Psychodidae. The coding region runs from base 120 to 815 and encodes 231 amino acids.